This is a messenger RNA of Sorex araneus (European shrew), 1429 nucleotides long. It is a transcript of the gene TRMU, whose product is annotated as tRNA mitochondrial 2-thiouridylase. The record is from RefSeq and is a predicted model, not a curated record. The transcript is spliced from 10 exons. Gene Ontology annotation, cellular component: mitochondrion. Lineage: Eukaryota; Metazoa; Chordata; Mammalia; Eulipotyphla; Soricidae. Gene Ontology annotation, biological process: tRNA wobble position uridine thiolation. Gene Ontology annotation, molecular function: sulfurtransferase activity. Bases 58 to 1395 code for a protein of 445 amino acids.
GCGUUCGCCUCACCUUGACGGCCGGACCGCGAGCGGGGCGGGACUUCCGGCGCGCGGAUGCAGGCGGCGCGGCGGGUCGUGUGCGCCCUGUCGGGCGGCGUGGACAGCGCCGUGGCCGCGCUGCUGCUCAAGCGCAGAGGCUACCAGGUGACCGGUGUGUUCAUGAAGAACUGGGACGCGCUGGACGAGCACGGGGUUUGCGCGGCCGACCGAGACUGUGAGGACGCGUACCGCGUGUGCCAGGUGCUGGACAUGCCCUUCCACCAGGUGUCCUACGUGAAGGAGUACUGGAACGACGUCUUCAGUGACUUUCUGAGCGAGUACGAGAAGGGGAGGACCCCGAACCCCGACAUCGUCUGCAACAAGCACAUCAAGUUCCACUGCUUCUUCCACUACGCGCUGGACAGCCUGGGCGCGGACGCCGUGGCCACAGGCCACUACGCACGGACGUCACUGGAGGACGCCGAGGUCUUCCAGCAGAAGCAUGUGCGAAGGCCCGGGGGCCUCUUCAGGAACCGGUUCGAGGUGCGGAAUGCCGUGAAGCUCCUGCAGGCAGCCGACAGCACCAAAGACCAGACGUUCUUCCUCAGCCAGGUGCCCCAGGACGCCCUGCGGAGGACCCUCUUCCCCCUGGGUGGCCUGACCAAGGCCUUCGUCAAGAAGAUCGCGGCUGAGAACGGGCUGCAGCACGUGCUUCAGAAGAAGGAGAGCAUGGGCAUCUGCUUCGUGGGCAAGAGGAACUUCGAGAACUUCAUCCUCCAGGUGCGUGGGCGGGGCGGGCGGGGCGGGCAGGGCUGGCCUGUGCCCGGCGGGCAGCGGGUGACACCCGUGUGCCCCCAGUACCUGCAGCCGCGGCCCGGGAGGUUCAUCUCCGUGGAGGACGGCGCGGUCCUGGGCACGCACAAAGGCUGGUUCCUGUACACGCUGGGUCAGCGGGCCAAACUGGGUGGCCUGCGUGAGCCCUGGUACGUGGUGGACAAGGACGGCGCCACGGGCGACGUGCUGGUGGCCCCGCACACGGACCACCCGGCCCUGUACCGGGACCUGCUGCGCACGGGCCGCGUGCACUGGAUCACCGACGAGCCCCCGGUCACGCUGGCCCGGGACAAGAUGAUGGAGUGUCACUUCCGCUUCCGCCACCAGAUGGCGCUAGUGCCCUGCGUGCUGACGCUCAACCAGGAUGGCACCGUGUGGGUGACUGCGGUGAAGCCUGUGCGGGCCCUGGCCCUGGGGCAGUUCGCUGUCUUCUACAAGGGGGAUGAGUGUCUGGGCAGCGGCAAGAUCGUGCGCCUGGGACCCUCGGCCUACACGCUGCAGAAGGGGCUGCGCCAGGCCAGAGCAGCCACCGACGGCUCCUGCGAAGAACCCCCUGGUGGCCCACGACCCCCGCCCUGAGGGGCAGGAAGCCGGGAAUAAAGCGUGGACUCUA